Molecule: messenger RNA, 1980 nt
Organism: Lates calcarifer (barramundi perch)
Lineage: Eukaryota; Metazoa; Chordata; Actinopteri; Centropomidae
Gene: foxa2
Product: forkhead box A2
Exons: 2
Coding region: 281-1528 (415 amino acids)
Biological process (GO): cell differentiation; anatomical structure morphogenesis; regulation of transcription by RNA polymerase II
Molecular function (GO): DNA-binding transcription factor activity, RNA polymerase II-specific; RNA polymerase II cis-regulatory region sequence-specific DNA binding; protein domain specific binding
Source: RefSeq, a predicted model, not a curated record
GAGAUUAUUCAAAUAGGGCCCAAGGCGUAGAAGUAGGGAUUGGAGGCUUGCCUAGCGCACAGAGCUAUAUCACAGCGUUAACAGGCAGCACGGAGCGUCAUUUGAACUCCAGUCACUGACAGACGCAUUUCACGGCUGGCUCCGUAAGACACACAUGCAGCCAGUCCUCGACGAAGGGACACACCGACGACCUAAAUACACCCAGUGGUCCCCAGUCACCUGCUAUUAGAGAGACUUUUGGCUUUUCCUCUGCUGGGAGACGCUUUGUAAAAAGUCCUCCAUGAUGCUUGGAGCAGUUAAAAUGGAAGGACACGAACACACCGACUGGAGCACCUACUACGGAGAGCCCGAGUGUUACACCUCGGUUGGCAACAUGAACACGGGCCUGGGAAUGAACUCUAUGAAUACCUACAUGAGCAUGUCCGGCAUGAGCACCACUGCCAACAUGACGGCCAACUCCAUGAACAUGUCGUACGUCAACACGGGCAUGAGCCCCUCCAUGACCGGCAUGUCGCCGGGCACCGGAGCCAUGAACGGCAUGGGCGCGGGCAUGACGGCCAUGAGCGCAGCCCUCAGCCCCAGCAUGAGUCCCAUGACCGCGCAGCCCGCGUCUAUGAACGCUCUGACAUCCUACAACACCAUGAACGCCAUGAGCCCCAUAUACGGACAGUCUAACAUCAACAGGUCCAGAGACCCUAAGACCUACCGCAGGAGCUACACGCACGCCAAACCCCCGUAUUCCUAUAUUUCUCUCAUCACCAUGGCCAUUCAGCAGUCUCCCAGUAAGAUGCUGACACUGGCCGAGAUCUACCAGUGGAUAAUGGACCUCUUCCCUUUUUACCGACAGAACCAGCAGCGCUGGCAGAACUCCAUUCGCCACUCUUUGUCCUUCAAUGACUGUUUCCUCAAAGUGCCCAGGUCGCCGGAUAAACCCGGGAAAGGUUCGUUUUGGACUCUCCACCCGGACUCCGGGAACAUGUUCGAGAACGGCUGCUACCUGAGGAGGCAGAAGCGCUUCAAGUGCGAGAAGAAGAUGCCCAUGAAGGACGCCGGGCGCAAAUCGGGAGAUGGCGGCUCCUCCAACAGCAGCUCCGAGAGCUGCAACGGCAACGAGUCCCCGCACUCCAACUCCUCCUCCAGCGACCACAAAAGGUCCCUGUCGGACAUGAAGACGAGCCAGGCCCUGAGCCCGGAGCACGCCGCCGCCUCCCCGGUGUCGCAGGGGCAGCACCUCAUGUCCCAGCAUCACUCUGUCCUUGCUCACGAAGCGCACCUGAAGCCGGAGCACCACUACUCCUUUAACCACCCCUUCUCCAUCAAUAACCUCAUGUCCUCGGAGCAGCAGCAUCAUAAAAUGGACCUAAAGACUUACGAGCAGGUGAUGCAUUACUCCGGCUACGGCUCCCCCAUGACCGGGGCUCUUUCCAUGGGCUCCAUGGCGGGGAAACCUGGCCUGGAUUCUUCCUCCAUACCUGACACAACUUACUACCAAGGUGUCUAUUCCAGGCCAAUCAUGAACUCCUCAUAAACUCUUCACCGCCUCUAUCCGAUGUGGACUUUCUCCCCUUCAAUUUGUACAUUUGUAAAAAAAAAAAAAAAAAUAUAGAGUUUGUGUACAAUAUGUAUUUCAGAUAUUUUUGAUGUUUCCCCACCGUUUUAGUUGUCGAGUUUGUUAGUAGUCUGAUUAUUUUGAGAAAGGAUGUUGACAAUAAUAAUGAUAAUAAUUAAAAGUAAUGAUAAUGUGACGAGACCUGUUCAGAAGUCGGCUUCAGGAAUGAAUGGACCCCAAAGACAAAAUACAAACAAAAACUUGCUGUAAAAUAGCCUCCAUCUGCAUAACUGGAUUCCUAAAUGAAUUUAAAUGCCUCGCAGGAUUUCUUCAAUCAUUUGUGUAAUUCCUAUUUAUGGCUUGUAUAUGUGUAUUCUUGUAGUGACAAGAACAGAAUCUAUAUUAAAGUGUUAUUGGUUUUGUUUUCUGAA